CCUCCUCUCCCUGAGCUAAGAAAGCCCUUCCACCUGCUCUCAGAGAAAGUCUGAGCAAGGGAAUCAAAGAGGACAGAGAGCAAGAAGCAGGAGACAGCCAGAGCUGAGAGUGUGAUUCUCUCUCCAGCCUUAUAACUCUCUGAGGAGGAGGCUAGUGAUCAUCAUUCUACCUUUGCUAAAUAGAGCAGAGGAGGAAGCUUGGGAGGAGCUGAGAAUGGCAGAAAAGCUGGACUAAGAGGAGGACACCUCAAGUGGAAAAGAAACUUCAGAAACCCAGGAAACUGGGAGAUUCCAGCUGACUCUUCUGAGCAAAAGGUGAAUGCCUUGAAAACAGGAUGAGCCGUAAAGGAUCUACAGGCAGCCAUCCUGGUUCUGCAGAUGGCAGCAUGGGCAAAGCAGAUGGAGCUGCCAAAAUGAGUGCAAAAGAUUUAUAUGAGCAAAGAAAGAAGUACUCCAACUCGAACGUCAUUAUGCACGAGACAUCACAGUAUCAUGUACAACAUUUAGCCACCUUCAUCAUGGAUAAGAGUGAAGCCAUUGUAACAGUGGAUGAUGCCAUCAGGAAGCUCAAACAGCUUAACUCCAAAGAGAAGAUCUGGGCACAAGAGAUGUUAUUGCAGGUUAAUGACAAAUCUAUUCGACUACUGGACUGCGAAACUCAGGAAGAGCUAGAAGACUUCCUUCUGCCAACAGUCCAGCAUUGCCAAACUGUGCUGAAUCAGAUGCGAUACUCAUCCAUACUUCUGCUGGUGUGUCAGGACUCAGAGCAGCACAAACCUGACAUUCACUUCUUCAACUGUGAUGAGGUGGAGGCAGAGAUGGUUCACGAGGACAUAGAAAGCGCACUUGCUGACCAUAAAUUUGGGAAGAAGAUACGACCACAGACACUCAAGGUAAACCAAGAGAAGAUAAAGCAGAGACAGUCCAUCCUCCCACCACCUCAAGGGCCAGCUCCUAUCCCUUUCCAGUAUGAAACGAGAAGUUCCCCAAAGAACAGCUUGAAUCGGGUGGCUCCUCCUUCACAACAUAAUGAGCCAGAAUAUGAUCGACGAAGCUCCAGCUCUCAGGAUCAGGAAGAGUCCCGUGCGCUUUUUGCACAGAAGAUCGAGAAGGAAACGCAAACUCUGAAUUGCACCCUAGAUGAUAUUGAGGUGUUUGUUGCCAAGCUUCAGAAAGCAGCAGAGGCAUUCAAACAGCUGAACCAAAGGAAGAAAGGAAAGAAGAACAAAAAGAAAGGUCCAGCAGAGGGAGUUCUAACUUUAAGAGCAAAACCCCCAAAUGAAGCAGAGUUCAUUGACUGCUUCCAGAAAACCAAGCUGGCACUAAAUCUACUGGCAAAACUGCAAAAACAUAUCCAGAAUCCAAGUGCUUCAGAAUUAGUGCAUUUCCUGUUUGGACCACUGGAAUUGAUUGUUAAUAGCUGUGGAGGUCCUGAACUUGCAAGGUCUGUUGUCAGCCCACUUCUUUCUAAAGAUACCACAGAUUUCCUGAAAGGACACCUAACCCCAAAGGAGAUGACCCUGUGGGAGUCCUUAGGGGAGGCAUGGACAAGGUCAAGGGCUGAGUGGCCAAGAGAUGCCAACAUCCCAAGCUAUAUUCCAAAAUUCCGUAAUGGUUGGGAGCCGCCUCUGGAAAUCUUCCGUGGAGCCCCUUGGGAAAUAGAUAUUGGCCAUCUGCAGGAAGAGCUGUCCUCAUCACCUAAUGGGUAUUCCAGUCGCAGUCUAAAACCUCUCCAGACAUCUGAUCAAAUGCAAGCUGUGGAUGCCUUUACUCAGCAUGUUUCCCAGCAUGUAAACAGGAAUUUGGAGGCACAGGGUAUGGCUCCAUCAAAGAGAUAUGCCAAAAUUCAAUAUGAUUUCACAGCUCGAAAUGCCACUGAACUUUCUGUGCUGAAGGAUGAAAUUCUGGAGGUGUUGGAAGAUAAUAAACAGUGGUGGAAGCUGCGAAAUCGAAGUGGCCAGGCUGGUUAUGUCCCAUAUAACAUCUUGGAUCUUGUGAAGCUGGAGGAUUAUAGCUUAAUUGAACAGAAAUACAGAGGAGACUUGAGUCCAAGGAGAACGGGACCUUCCAGCCCCUCACAUAAGUUACCUGCCAGCUAUGCUGGGGAUAAAUGGGGAAGUGAAAUGCUCGCUCGUAAUUCUUCUGAUGCCAAAGAACAAAUGAUACAUCACAUGGAUGAAGUCAAUGAUGAACUGCUGAAAAAGAUCUCCAAUAUCAAAGUCCAGGCCCCUCAAAGAAAUUUUAAAGUUGAGAAGGCUCAGCAUGUUCAUGUGCCCAUGACUUUUGAGUCUAAUGCACAGGAGGUCAAAGCUUGGCUGGAAGCAAAUUCUUUCAGCAAAGGGACUGUGGAUCAUCUUGGUAUACUGACAGGGGCACAGCUUUUUUCUCUAAACAAAGAAGAACUGAAAAAAGUAUGUGGUGAAGAGGGUGCCAGAGUGUAUAGUAAAAUAACAGUUCAGAAGUCUCUCCUAGAGAAAAGCAGAGGGGAGUCAGAACUUCAAGAAAUCAUGAAGCGACGCCAAGAGAGGAUUGAUUCUGCAAUUUAAAUUCUACCUGGUUUAUUUCCCCCAACUCUUAAUCUCAUACACUUACUUGCAGGGAAAAAAAGGGAAAGAGAGCAAAAGUAAAUGCCCUGUUAAAAUAAAAAAAGACUGCUGGGAUCAGCAGCUAAGCAAUGUAAAUGGCCAUCCAGACUGACUGUUCCUUCCACACUGUUGAUCAAGGGGAGGCUGUGGUUCCCUCACAAAUGUCAUAGGACAUAUUGCAUUGGGAGAGAGGUUUAGUGUUGCAUGAAGUAUUAUUUUUAUAUCUCUGUAUUUUAUAGAUAAAUGUUAUGUGUGUGAAAUUCACUGCACAAGGAAGACAAGCAUUCAGGUUCUAGGCAAAGGCUGAAGCAAAAAUGGCCUCACAAAAAUCUAUGCAGUAGAUUGCUGCCAUCAGAAAGUGUCUUAGAAACUUCCUGGAAAUACUUCUAUGCGAAUGUAUUUUGAAGAUGGCAUAUCUCCAUGUUGUCUGCUGAACCUUUCUAUAUAACAGGAGUAGCCCAACAUAAGGGAGUGGGAGGAUCUUCUGGGGGCCACUGUUCUGACACAUAAAAACCCAACAAACAUAUGACAAGGUGAUGAUCAACUGACACGCAAAUGAUUUAAGUUUACUUUGGAUGUUUUCCCAGAAACUACUCAGCCAACACCUCAACGUUUUUGUUUCCAACUUUUGUGCUUUACUGCUUUCAGAUGCCAUCAAAAGGACAUGUACCAAACAUGUCCAGGGUUCAUUCAAGGGCCAUUCCCCACAGAAAGUGAUAGCAUGAUGAGCUGAAUGUGAUAUCACUACAUUCCACACUCAAGUAUAUUCAGAAUGUCCUUCAUAAAGAUUCUGUCCAAGAAUUCCCCAUCACAUCCACAACCUCACAACAUCUGCCAUCAUAUUUCUACCAAUCCUGAAUGUUCUCAAUUGUUCCUACACAAUCAGUGUACACAACCCUAUUUUGACUCUGAAGCGAUCAUAUGUAGCAUCUGUGGCAUUUCAAGUAGCUAAUUUAGGUAGUUCCAUUUUAACCUAACAUGUAAAAAGAAACAAGAAGAUGGGGGUGACAUUUUAGUAGACCCAUCAAUCGAUACAAGCAUAUUACUUAACAGCAUGAAUAUAGAUUUGAUGACACCUCAAAUAUCAUGCUUCCAUCCUACUGAAUACUGGAAUUUGUAGUUUGGCGGGAAUUCCUAAUGCCUCACUAAACUACCAAACCCAGGUUACAGUGGCAGAAUACUGCAACAAUUGUGCAGUGUAGAAUUUCUUACAGUGGAUCUGCAAUACAGUGCAACUGCAAUACAGUUAUUGCAGUAUUAUACCACUUCACCCAUCAUGGUUCCAUUCUGUGAGAUCCUGUGAUUUGUAGUUUGGUGAGGCACUUGGAAUUUUUAUCAGCCUUAUAAGAAACACAUACCUUUUUUUUCCAGAGAGUUUAAUAGUGCCCUCCUGAACAUGUCUACUCCAAUGUAAAUCCACUUAAUUCUGUAGGGUUUGCUCCAAGGAUUGUAGCCUUAAGACCAACAUCUACUAAUAGUCGCAGCUAGACAGACCCAUUUAAUCAGUUUUUUUGUAUCUGUUGUUUUUUGUAAAUCUUAUUGAUUAAUGGGGUCUACUUGAGAUUCCCAGUGGGAUUCAGGCAUUAAUGUUUUAGGCUUCCCUCACUUUUACUGAUUACUAUGCAGGCAGACUUUAUAAUGAAAGGACCUACCUUUUGCUACUUGUAAAUGUACUGUAACAUCUAAUAACAACAUGCAAAUGUUAGAACAACAUCUUCCUCCCUCCAUCUCUUCAUAAUAUAUUUUAAAACUGCUAAUUUCUUUAAGGGAAAGGUGAGGCUCAAAUGAAGAGCAAACAUCUUCAAAUUUCCUGAUUGCUGAGCACUUUGAUUUGUUUGUUUUGCUUCAUUUGCCUUUUAAUCACAGGGGAUUGGCCCAGAUUAGCUGUGUUUGCCUUGGCAUUCAUCCUUGAUUUGUGAACCACAGUGCUGCCCAACUAAUCACAAAUGAAUCAGAAAAUAAGAUUUAAUCCCCAGUAGAAGUGCAUUCACCACCCUAAGUACAUUCAAUUGAAGGUAAUAUGCUUAAUCCAAGGGUACAUGUUAAAGUGGGGUCCAACAGUGGACCUUCAGUCACAGAAUGGCAUUUUCCCAGCAGAACUGGAAAAGGCCAAUACCCCAUUUUCACUGUAGCCCCUCUAUGCCCCCAGAAGUAGCUGGAGGUUAGAGAAAAACCUUCUAGAGCCAGUUUGCUGGUGCCCUGGGAGGCUAUGGAUGGGAAGUGGGAAGAAAGAGAAUCCUACAAGAUGUGCUAAUAAAAAGAUUUUGCCCUAUAUGGCCACUGAGACAAUUCAGUUUGGGUCCAGAAAAUACUAUACUGAGCUGACGCUUUUAUUAAAUAAAAUAAGUUUGCAGUCAUAGCAUGCAAAAGUAAAAUGAGAAUAUGCAUAUAGUAUCCACCAUAUAUGCUAAGAAUCCAGAAUAUCGUAGCAAGGCAACUCAUUAAAAAUAAUCUUUGUGUCAUUUGAAUACUUGGGUUUGUUAAGUAGUAGAGUUAUCAAUCAGCCCAUCAUGCUAAGAUGUAAGGAUCACUCUACAUCCUACCUUUUAUACAACUAGUUGUUUCCUUUGGGAGUGCUCACAUGCUUUGUUUUUGCUCUGUGCAGGUUAUAUCACUUUCUACCAGGCUGCCUCUGUCAAAUUCAUUUAGCCAUGUGUUGUAAAAUAUGCAUUUGGCUUGGAACAACAUUCUAUAACAAUAUCCACGUUGGUGAAUAUUGGUGAAUAAAAGUACACUUUAGCUUUAAUGUUCUAGCACAUCUGGAAAUGAAAAUCUGACAUACCUGUAUGAACAAAAUUGGCUGCUAGGUAAUAUUUUCUAGUCUGAGAAUAUAAAUGUAAGCUAUAAUCCUACAAAAACCUUUAAUGGACACAUUAUGCAUGAUAUAAAGAGUCCCAAAGAAACUGUUUCUCUGCGUGCCUAGAGAAUUUUGCAAGACCAAGCCUUUAUGAAAUACACACAUGGCUGCCGAAUGUUUCUCCAUCUGCUAUUAAUAUUUGUACAUUAGCCACAGUGGUUUUAGAUUUUCUGUAUAUAAUUAUUUAGACAAUGUUCAUCACAGAAACAAAAAAAAUGAAGCUAUAAUAUGAAAUUUAUGUUUAUAGUCUAUAUUAUAUUUUAAAGGUAGCUGUGCAGAUGUAACUUAAUCACAUGUUAAAAAUCAGAGCUAGUAGAACAUAUAUAUUAUAUAUGAUGCUGGCAAGUAUAGAGUUGGCAGAAUAUGCAUUUAUUUUGUUUAACUAUAGAUCCAAUUUACAGAGCAAACAAACUGGUAUGUGGAGUGGUGGCAAUAAUAGAAGUAAGACAAAGUGGAACAAUAAUGCACACCAUUGAGCUGCUUGGGCAAAGGGUGAGAAGCAAAUGUAACAACUGAAUAAAUGGCUCUGUCCUUAUCUUUCAA
Molecule: messenger RNA, 5985 nt
Organism: Sceloporus undulatus (fence lizard)
Lineage: Eukaryota; Metazoa; Chordata; Lepidosauria; Squamata; Phrynosomatidae
Gene: EPS8L2
Product: EPS8 like 2
Exons: 21
Coding region: 336-2546 (736 amino acids)
Biological process (GO): Rho protein signal transduction; positive regulation of ruffle assembly; regulation of Rho protein signal transduction
Cellular component (GO): ruffle membrane; vesicle; plasma membrane
Molecular function (GO): actin binding
Source: RefSeq, a predicted model, not a curated record